AUGAACAGCUUGUUGGACGUGUUUCAAGGGAACAUUGAUUUCCAGGGACAAGCUCUCGCGGAGUAUCUGCUUCAUCGGGUCAUGAUUGUGUCAGCGGUCGUUGCAUUUAUUACAGGAUAUAUCCGUCAAGAUCUGUCUCUCUGCUACCAGAUUGUUGGAGCCGGUCUGCUGGUUUGCGUGCUUCUGUGCAUUCCUCCAUGGCCAGCCUACAAACGCUAUCAUGUCAAGUGGCUCAGCCCUGGUUCAAGCAGUGGCUCUUCAUGA
Molecule: messenger RNA, 264 nt
Organism: Malassezia restricta
Lineage: Eukaryota; Fungi; Basidiomycota; Malasseziomycetes; Malasseziales; Malasseziaceae
Product: signal peptidase complex subunit 1
Exons: 4
Coding region: 1-264 (87 amino acids)
Biological process (GO): protein targeting to ER
Cellular component (GO): signal peptidase complex; endoplasmic reticulum membrane
Source: RefSeq, a predicted model, not a curated record